This is a messenger RNA of Helianthus annuus (common sunflower), 438 nucleotides long. Its product is annotated as serine/threonine-protein kinase STY13-like. Gene Ontology annotation, molecular function: ATP binding; protein kinase activity. Lineage: Eukaryota; Viridiplantae; Streptophyta; Magnoliopsida; Asterales; Asteraceae. The record is from RefSeq and is a predicted model, not a curated record. Gene Ontology annotation, biological process: protein phosphorylation. The transcript is spliced from 2 exons. Gene Ontology annotation, cellular component: plasma membrane. The coding region runs from base 67 to 438 and encodes 123 amino acids.
UCACUUCUUGAUUAGAUUACGUACGACCCACAUUAAACAAACUGUUUCAAACCAUCAUAAACGAUCAUGGAGGAACCCCAGAAAGUAAUCGACGUGAUGAACCUUCAUAUCACUCACAACCUGUCUCUCGGUUCAUUCAGCAGUUGCCGGAAUCAAUUCAGUCAAGUGCAAUCCAAUGAUCUUAUGAUCACUCAACAUGAACAACAACAACAAUGGCAGGAAACUAUCGAUCCUCUUAAGCUUGUUCUCGGCAAAGUUAUCGGUCGUGGAUCUUAUGGCGUGGUUUACAAGGGCUCAUACCAUGGCCAAACGGUCGCAGUGAAAGUUCUUGAUUUUGGAAAGGGUGUUACAACAACUUUAAAGGAGUGCAUGAAGAAUGAUUUCAGGGAAGAAGCUAGUUUAUGGCAAAAGCUUGACCACCCUAAUGUCACUAAUUAA